GUUAAGUCAAUUAAAAAAUGUAUAUACAAUGUUUUAUUCCACAUGUAUAAAGCUUUCAGAGACAUAAUGUAUAAUCUCAAUUGACAACAUGGCCACACACAUCUGAGCCUCAGUGUGGCGAAAGUGGUUUUUACUGUCUCGAUGCUUAAACUCUGAAGAAGAGUCAGCUGACUGACCCAAACAGUCUGCUGCAUCAGGAAACACCAUUCACACAGCUGCAGCAAUGAAGAAGAAUAAAGGCAAAGCCAACCCUACGACCGGGAAGGAGUUUGUGUUUGAGUUCAAGGCAGGGAAACACAACUGUGUCCUCAAAGUGCCUCUGCAGUUUCCUGUUCAAGAGAACGUCAGUGACCUUCACGGACGUCUGAUGCUGUUGCAUAAAAUCCCCUGCUACAUAGAAAACGAGCUGAAACACUCGCUUUCUAUCUUCAUCGAGAAGGAGACCAUCCUGGAUUACGACAGAGAGGCAGAGCUGGCCCUGCAGAGACUUUCCACGGGGGAAGUAGAUGUGAACCAGCUCACCAAUGCAUGGACCAGGUCUUAUGUGGAGACUACACUGGAGCACGCUCGACCCGAGGAGCCGAGCUGGGAUGAGGACUUUGCAGACGUUUACCACGAGCUGAUCCACUCUCCUGCCUCGGACACACUUCUAAACCUGGAGCACAACUACUUUGUUAGCAUCUCUGAGCUCAUCAGUGAGAGAGACAUGGAGAUUAAGAAGCUGCAGGAGAGGCAAGCCUCAGAAAUGGACAAAGUAAUGCACGAGCUGGGGAACACUUUGAGUGACCAUGACGUCAACACUGUUGCCUCUCAACACUUUGAUGCUCAGCAGGUGUUGGAGAACAAAUGGGCGAGCGAGCUGAAGCAAGUAACCGGCAUUCAGAAGCAGGAGUAUCAGGAGUGGGUCAUCAAACUGCACCAGGACCUACAGAAGUCCAACAACAGCAGCAAAAUUAAUGAGGAGAUCAAGGUGCAGCCCAGUCAGCUGUCGGAGGUGGCAGAUCCGGGGGCGAGGAUGUUUGAGGAGCAGCCUCAGCUGGAGGAGAGUUUCACCAUUCACUUAGGAGCACAGCUGAAGACGAUGCACAACCUCCGUCUGGUGCGGGCAGACGUGCUGGACUUCUGUAAGCACCGGUGGCACGGCAGCGGUGGAGUGAAGCUGAGGCGGCUGCAGACGGCCCUCUCUCUCUACUCGUCCUCACUCUGUGGUCAGGUGUUGUUGGUCGACAACAGAGUCAACUCCUACAGUGGCAUCAAGAGAGACUUUGCAACUGUAGCAAAGGAGUGCACGGACUUCCACUUUCACUGUCUGGAGGAGCAGCUGGAGGAGGUGCAGCAGGUGGUGCUGUAUGCACGAGCCCAGCGGAGCCACAAACAGAAGGAGCAACCCGAGGUGCCAAGGAAUGGAGGUGAUGACAAGAGCAAAAAUGUUGAAAGAAAUCCGUCCAACAUCUUACCAGGUGAGUUUUACAUCUCACGGCACUCCAACCUGUCAGAGUGCCACGUUGUCUUCCACCUGUGUGUGGACGAUAAUGUGCGCUCAGGGAACAUCACGGCUCGGGACCCGGCCAUCAUGGGUCUGAGAAACAUCCUGAAGGUGUGCUGCACGCACGACAUCACCACCGUCACUGUGCCUCUGCUGCUGGUCCACGACAUGUCGGAGGAGAUGACCAUACCGUGGUGUCUUAAGAGAGCCGAGCUGGUUUUCAAAUGUGUCAAAGGCUUCAUGAUGGAGAUGGCCUCAUGGGACGGAGGUAUUUCACGCACAGUCCAGUUUCUAGUGCCAAAGAGUAUCUCAGAGGAGAUGUUUUACCAGCUGAGCAACAUGCUGCCUCAGAUCUUCCGCGUCUCCUCCACCCUGACUCUCACCUCCAAGAACUGAUGAAAGACGAUGCUCCACGUUCAAUCAUGCUUAUUUACAAAGCCGUAAGAAGUUGUGAUUCUUGUUUUUUUGUAAUUUGGGAUCUCUGAAUGAACAGAUUUGCUGAAGCAGCACACGCGCUCCAUUCAUGUGAACAAAGUAUUGUGGCAUUAAACACUUACAAUAGAAGGGACAUGGUUGAGCUUAGCUUUUUUUGUGCAGCUACACAAGUUGAACAGUCUGUAAAUGUCUCUUUCUGGAGGCGGAGUGCAUUCAGUGGUUCACCAAAGCAGCUGCUGCAAUUAUCAUUUGAAUCCUCCAGGGUGCUGUUAUGGUGACAGAGUUUUAUGACAUCACAGCUUCAUCCAGCAGUGCAGCAAGUAUUCAAGUGUUCAGGGGCGUGUCCAGACUUUUUAAAACUUGGGGGGGCCCACCUGGGGCACUGACUUAUGCCGGGGUGGCAUGACGUUUGUGGGCACACUCACGCAAAUGAAUUAAAUUUUUUAACCCUUUCUAUCCCCACAAAUGAUUUGUACUUGUAAGUAACACAAUUUGGCAACAGAUAAGUGAGUCAAAAACAAAGAUGUAUGUGCAAAGUCAGCAUUUAAAGUACUUAGAAAUUUACAUGAACACACUUGUACAAUGUCUUAAGGCCCCGACACAUCAAGGUAGAUCAUCGGCCGUCGGUCCCAGAUGGAUCCUCGGUGAGCCGUCUUCGCCCUAGUUUUUCUGUCUGGCUCCAUGGCUACCUGUUUUUUUUGGUCGAUUCCAUAUGUUGGGAAGAGCCAAGUGCUUAUUUCCAACUGAAAGUACAACCCUUAAUCUGUUAAAACAACCAGAAUUGUUGAUUUGAACUUAAGUCCCGCCUCUGAUUAGGAAAAUAUCCAAUCAUAGAUUUAGAUUCUGGGGCGGCACCCCUCUGGACACGCCCCUGCUAUAAAGCUGCAAUAUUUAACCGUGUGCAUGUUCAAGCUACAGCGUAACAGAAAACAUGUUGUUUUAGAAGUUUGAACUCGCAGGUACGGAGUGAAAAUGUAAUCAACCGAGCAGAUGAAGUUAAUGGAAAAACACAGUUUUUUGUUUAUUGACGAGACAGAGCUGGUUGGAACCAAGCGAACAGAUGUGACCUAACAAACCUCAAUCUAAUGACAUUAUUCAAUAGCAGAGUUAGCAACCGCGCUGAUUGUGACAUUUCUGUGUGUGUUUUCACCACACAGAAACGCACAAAUCAAUUUAUCCGCACAUGGAUUUCAGAAGACAUCUCGUCUCAGCUUUGAAGUCAUGUUUUUGUGUUUCAGUAUGAGGUCCCUGUCAAUCAAACACUUCAUCUAUUAAUGAAUUAUGAGUCAGAUAUCACACUUCAGCUGUAGUAGAACAUGAAGCUGUGUGAACUUUAAGGACAUGGCGUCUUAUUUGAGGAGCUGAUGUGUCCUUAAAAGAGUCGACUCUUUUACACCUGAAGCCUGAGGGUGUUACUGCCGGGAUGAGCGAUGUGCCCGUGUUUUAAUGCUGCAUUGCAGUGAGUUGUAGUGAGGACCACUCUGUGUGUGUGUGUGUGUGUGUGUGGUCCCUCCCCUCUACCUCUGUAACAGCAGAUGGCACUGUUUUUAAAGACAAAGAUGUGAAAAGAAGGACCACACACACACACACACACACACUUACACACUCCUCUUAUCAGAAGAGAUACAGUUCACUGCCUGCAUCAAUGAGUUUGACAAAAUAUAUAAAUAUUUAAAUAACCUCCACACUGAUCAUGUCAGGGGAAGGUGUUGUGAAAAGUUCAGCCUCAAUGUUCUUGUAUCUGAAAUGUAAUUCAAACAUUUGUUAAAUGUGUCGACUAAUCGAGCCAGAUGUUCCAGUGUCUUCUGUUUAUUUAUUUCUGUACAUGUUUACAUUUUAUGUUUUAAUAAAAACACUGAUUACA
Labrus bergylta (ballan wrasse) is the source of this 3785-nucleotide messenger RNA. RefSeq names its product FERRY endosomal RAB5 effector complex subunit 3 (gene ferry3). Gene Ontology annotation, biological process: regulation of mast cell degranulation. The record is from RefSeq and is a predicted model, not a curated record. NCBI's taxonomy places the organism in Eukaryota, Metazoa, Chordata, Actinopteri, Labriformes, Labridae. Gene Ontology annotation, cellular component: cytoplasm.